Messenger RNA from Puma concolor (puma), 883 nucleotides. NCBI's taxonomy places the organism in Eukaryota, Metazoa, Chordata, Mammalia, Carnivora, Felidae. The record is from RefSeq and is a predicted model, not a curated record.
AUGCCCCCAAAGUACAGCUAUCAAAUGGCAACAGAAGCGCAUAUCCGCAGCAUUUCAACAGAGCACAGCGAAGAUAUCGCUGUGUCCGCAGAAGUUAGGGCCAACGCAAAGGUCAAAGCGGAAGAGUGUUCAAGGUGUGGACUGCCACUCUUCUAUCAGUCCCAGCCGAAGAACGCUCCUGUGACCUUCAUCGUGGAUGGAGCAGUGGUCAAGUUUGGCCAGGGUUUUGGCAAAACAAAUAUCUAUACCCAGAAACAGGAGCCUCCUAAGAAGGUGAUGAUGACCAAACGGACGAAAGACAUGGGCAAGUUCAGCUCUGUCACGGUGUCUACGAUUGACGAAGAGGAAGAGGAGAUCGAGGCUAGAGAAGUCGCUGACUCGUACGCGCAGAAUGCCAAGGUCAUUGAAAAGCAGCUGGAGCGCAAAGGCAUGAGCAAAAGGCGGCUGCAGGAGCUGGCUGAACUGGAAGCCAAGAAAGCGAAAAUGAAGGGGACCUUGAUUGAUAACCAGUUCAAAUGAUCAGGACCUUUCUCUCAACCCACACUGGAGAUCACGAGGAAAAAGAACUUUUUCUUGAUUGCAUGGACUGCUGUCUACCUUUUUGCCCCCGCAGAAGGCUUUCCAUUGCUUUCCAUUGAUUUCUCCUACCUUCAGUGAGGUCUUUGAGUCCAUCUGACCUGCUUUCUAGAGAUGGGGUUUUUUUUUCACCAAAUCUUUCUGUAUAUAGGUCCUCUGUACUAUUUUUGGUCCAUUUGAUAUAAACUUCUUCAGCUGUGUAGAAACUCUCUGAAUACAUCAGUGCUUGAGAGUCUCCAGUUUCUAAAGUAGCUGUUCUUAUACCUUCUUCAAAGUUAAUAAAAUCUUAAAAGAUUUUUGAAAAAGA